Messenger RNA from Umbelopsis ramanniana AG, 1503 nucleotides. RefSeq lists its product as uncharacterized. The record is from RefSeq and is a predicted model, not a curated record. Gene Ontology annotation, cellular component: membrane; lumenal side of endoplasmic reticulum membrane; cytoplasmic side of endoplasmic reticulum membrane. The transcript is spliced from 3 exons. Gene Ontology annotation, biological process: membrane protein proteolysis. Bases 16 to 1308 code for a protein of 430 amino acids. Lineage: Eukaryota; Fungi; Mucoromycota; Umbelopsidomycetes; Umbelopsidales; Umbelopsidaceae. Gene Ontology annotation, molecular function: aspartic endopeptidase activity, intramembrane cleaving.
UUUGUCAUUUAAAUCAUGGUCGAAACCGGGCUCAUCGUUGCAUAUGGAUCGCUGCUUACCAUGGCAUGCAUCCCGAUCUAUGCAGGAUCGUUUGAGUCACUGAAAGGCGUUAAGCGACCCAAGAAUGCCGCUCCUCGCAAGAAGAGCAAUAAUCCCUUGGACGAUUCUGACUCAGAGUCAGAGUCAAUUACAGAAAGUCUGUCAGCGAACGAUGCUUGGAUGUUCCCUGUGUUCGGCUCAGGCGUUCUGUUUUCUCUAUACCUUCUGUUCCGCUUCUUGAAUAAGGAAUACAUCAAUUACUUACUCACCGGCUACUUUGCUAUCCUUGGAUGCGCAGCUGUCGCGAAGGUCGGAUUGCUUCUCGCUAAGAAAGCUUUGCCUUUCAGCGUUCUCAAGCAUGUUGAAAAAUAUAAGGUUACCAUUAGCAAGCAAGGAAAACAUCUAUACAAUGCCAACUUCACUGCCGUCCAUGCCGGUCUUUUGACAACUUCUAUCCUUCUCACUGUCUACUACGUGCUGACCAAGAAUUGGAUUGCAUCAAACUUUUUCGGCAUUUGUUUCGCCCUAAAUGCUAUACAACUCUUGUCUUUAGACUCUUUCAAGACUGGUAUGAUUCUCCUCAGCGGACUCUUCUUCUAUGACAUUUUCUGGGUGUUUGGUACCGAGGUUAUGGUUAGCGUCGCUAAGAACUUUGAUGCACCUAUCAAGGUCGUAUGGCCCAAGGAUAUCAUUGGUGUCCUGGCUGGGACAGUUGAAAAGACUGAGUUUACAAUGCUGGGUCUUGGUGACAUCGUUAUUCCAGGUAUCUUCGUAGCCUUGUGCUUGAGAUUCGAUCACCACCAGGCUUGGCAACGCAACCCUACCGGCAACUUCCGCUCCACAAACUUUAGCAGACCGUACUUCACUUCCUGCGCUAUAGCUUAUAUUACUGGCCUGGUCACUACCGUUGUUGUCAUGCACACCUUCCAAGCUGCCCAACCUGCAUUACUAUACCUUUCCCCCGCUUGUAUUUUGUCAACGUUGCUUACCGCUGCUGUACGUGGCGAAAUCAAGGAGCUCUUUGCUUAUUCGACCGAAGAAGAUAACGAGGAGGCUAAGAAGAGCAAAAAAUCUGAGAAGAAGGAAGAAACUGUAAAGGAAGAGAAGAAGACAGUGGAGACUGUAGAUACUGUAGAGGAAACCGACAAGGCUGACGAAGCUGACGUUGAAGAUGAAGACUAUGUUGCUGUGAACGCCGAUGACAGCAAAGGCGCAUCUCCCAAAGCCUCCAAGAAGAAGAAGGGAAGUAAGAAAAAAAGUGGAAAAUAAAUCAUAGAAACGGUCUCAUAUGUACAUUGAUCAAGCUUGCCAGCUUGACAGAAUUCUCCUUCCCCAUAUCAUUUUUUUUUUGACAAACUAAAAAUGGCUGUUGAAAUAUUUACAAUGGCACAAACGUUUUAUUAUAUGAUCAAUCUGUAUAAUCCAGCAGAAAUAAACACUGGAAAAAGAUAAAAUAAGUAAGGA